This is a messenger RNA of Anisakis simplex (herring worm), 342 nucleotides long. NCBI's taxonomy places the organism in Eukaryota, Metazoa, Nematoda, Chromadorea, Rhabditida, Anisakidae. The record is from the annotation of a GenBank genome assembly.
CAAGAUUAUAUUGGAUUGGGUGUAUCAGUGAACAAGAAAGAUGCUUCAACGAAUGCAGCGCGUGAUUUUUCGCAUUUUUUGAUUCGUCAGAAACUACUCGAUCCUUCCGAAAUGCCAUCUCUGACGGCAGAAUCGUUGGAAGCGACUACUGUUAAGAUGAGCGCUGAUGGAUGGGGAUCAGGGAGUGCUGCUGGUGAUGAUGGAUCAUUGCUGAAGAGUGAAGGGGUGGAUUAUGCUGAGGGCAACAUUGCAACAUCACCAUAUAUCCCUCCACAGAAACCAAAAACUGAGCAUGAAAAAUAUAUUGAACAAAGGGCGCAGGAAGUUGCGCAGGUGGACUGA